Tachysurus fulvidraco (yellow catfish) is the source of this 2787-nucleotide messenger RNA. RefSeq lists its product as uncharacterized. Gene Ontology annotation, biological process: positive regulation of cell size; positive regulation of translation. Lineage: Eukaryota; Metazoa; Chordata; Actinopteri; Siluriformes; Bagridae. The record is from RefSeq and is a predicted model, not a curated record. The transcript has 3 exons. Bases 772 to 2151 code for a protein of 459 amino acids.
CCUUGUGGAGAAGCUAUGUUCUCAAUCCCUUAGAGAAAGAGAGCAAGCAAGAAAGAUCCUCCCUCCCAGAGGCUAUCCUUUCUCAAAUCCUAGCUCUACUUGUGCCUUAUGAAGCAAAAGCCAGACACGAUCAGAUCAGAGAUUAGAGCUAUGACACAAGUAGACACUGUCGAUGGUGGAUUUAAAAAAAUAAAAAUAAAAACCCUGACUGGAGUCAACUAGUCUUGCCAGUGAGUAAGUACGGGAGCGAAAGAGAAAGGGGAACAGCUAUGAGAAGGAGUGGGAGGAAGAAAGCACCAGAAAGGGAGUGAGUGCAAUGCGCGAGAGGAAGUGAGAGAGGGAGAGACUGAGCGGGAAUGGGGAGGGGGAGAGCAAGCGAUGGAGAGACAGGAAACAUGCAACAGCCACUGAGCCUGGACGGCAGGAAGAGUGGAGGAAGCAGCGGAAUACAGAGGCUCUUGGCCAGAAGCAGGAGCAAUGGAAUAUGAGCAAAGGCAGCAUGUGUUUGUUCAGAAGGAGGGAGGGAGGCUGUCAACGGUCCAGCAGCAGAGAACAACAUGGGGAUAAUAUCAGAAGCAGGCACUGACGAGAAACGGAGGGAGAGGGUGGGGGUGUGAGCCAAGGAACAUGCUGACGAAAAAGUUUUAGGCUUCAGGAGGGAUAGAACUUGCAUGACAAUGCCAUCUAGCCAGGAGUGGUGGGAGACGAUGCAUGGGGAAAGGACAAAUCUGUUCCGGCGUCUCAAUAUGAAUUCGGUGUCCUCCCUUCGCUAUGUUUACUGAUACCAGAAGACUUGGGAAACAUACUAUCCCAUGUCCCGUCUGGCUCCUACAGAAAAAGACCAAGAUGGGACACUCAGCAAAGACUGGGAAGGGAUCUUUGUUUAGUUUUGAGCCUAAGGAAUACAACAAGAUGGGUACUUAUGGAUCUAAGCAGACCAUCCAUAAUGGAUACAGUCGCCAUUCCAGACUAUCACUUACCACUUUGAAGUGGCAUUCAAAGAUCUUUAGGACUGGUGAGAGCUGUCAAAAUGAGUCAAGCAGUAUGAGAUGGCGUAAGUGUCAGGGGCAGGGAUUACAACACAACAGCGCCUCUGUGAGGGACCGCUCAAGAGAAUGCAGCUUUGUGGAAAACCUUCACCAAACCCAGACACCCCUCCCUUUGAGGAAAUGUGCUCUGGAUUUACCGACGCAGUUCAUAGGUCAAAGAAACUGUGGAGUGCCUGUUUGCGUGGUGGCACAACAAUCCAGCUCUGUCAGAGAGUCGCAGCCGCCUGGGCAAACUGAAGCAAACGAAUAUACCUUUAACAAACGUCAGACACCUAAAACCAGCUGCAGGAGCAAUCUAGAACACUAUAGUGUGGACAACGCAAGACAGAAUUUUCCUAACUCAAUGGGACAUGUAGCAGAAGACAGUGAUGGGUCCAGGUCCAUGCAUGAAGUUUUCUUCUCUACAGAAGUUCCCCAAAACAUCACCAUCAACCACAAUGAGAGCUCUCAUAAAGGGAAUUUGCAAAAUAUGUCAAACAAGGGGGGGCAGUCCAUGAGUGGAGAAGCUUAUGUCUUCAAAUCAAAGAAAACUCAGAGGGUUCUCCAAGACCAGAUCCGUAAAGUGGUUGUCAACCUUGAGGAAGUUCUCUGUGGCUUAAAGGAAGUGCAUUUGGAAAUGAAGGAGGUGGUCCAGCAGAUUGACCAGCUGACCUCCAGCAUUGACCUAAGAGAGGAUGUCAGCGGAGAAGCUUCUGGGCAUUGCAGCCCUAUUGAGAGUGUUUCUACAUCAGAGGAAGCAAAGCAUGUAGACACCAGCAUCCACAAUUCUGGGUACUCAAAAGACCCAGGACUUAUGUCAACACUACCAGGGGGCACGGGAAGACUUGAAGCAUGUAAUAAAGACCAGACACCAGGUGAAUGCCCCCCUAGUGUUGUGCCACCAGCAUACACAACUGCACUUUUAUCUAUAAACAAUUCAGGACUGAAAUUUAAUCACGGAACAACAGUGUCCCAAAUUAAGGGGCCUAAAACAGAGGCCAGUGCGCUGUCUAGAAGCCAGAAGCCUCCUCCUUACCCCCUUAACAACAGAACCUUGAGGGCAAAUAAAGGGAAAACGCCCCCAUAUGCAGGCAGACGAAGACUGCUGUCCACUACUGUGUAAUGGGGCAGUUGCUCGAAGGCAGCUAGGGGAAGAUUACAGUUUGACGAAGCCAGUAUCCAAGGAGACCGGCGGCAUUAAGCACAGGCAGAUGACGGAAAUGCUUGUUUUUUUUAAAGUGGAGGAAUCCAAAAACAGUAGGAAAAUAGGGACAUCAUUCAUCUCUUCUUCUGGCUGAAUCUCUGCUGUUCAGUGAUGUCGGGAAACAGUUUAGUAACAGAUUCCGGGACAAGAGCCACAUCCAUCCAUUUGUUCCCCUUUUUCUAAGCGCAAGUGUCUGAAGUUAACCAAUCAGAGCUCAUCAUGACGAGUCCUACCAAUGAUGGUGAGUUUGGAGAGUUCAGCCCGGAAUUUUCCUUCUUUGUGUGUCACUAAAGAAAACAAUAAUGAAAAUAAAUAAAUAAAUAAAAACAUAAGCAACCUCAGCAGGCAACGGUAUCUCAACUGUCAUGGUUCUGCACUAGUGAACAAAAGUUUGAGUUCAAAUCCCAGGACUACCAUUGAGCCAUUGUUGGGUGCCUGAGUGAGACGCUUUAAAUAGCACUUCUAUAUGACUGGAUUGAAUUCCGUUUCACUUGUGUAAUUACAAUUUGUAUUAAAAUGUGUCUGCUGAAUGAAUAAAUGUAAAUGCGAAUCUCA